ACUAUUAUGUUCCUUAUGUUUUAAGACUUGUGUUUGCUUUAGGGCCUACAAACACACAAACUAAUACUCACUGUCUGUCUGGCUGUUUGUUCUGCAGAAGAUCGAGUCUGGUCAUCACCACCAAACUCUACUGGGGAGGAAAAGCCGAGACGGAGAGGGGCCUCUCCAGAAAACACAUUGUGGAGGGUCUGAAGGGAUCCCUGCAGCGUCUGCAGCUGGAGUAUGUGGAUGUUGUCUUUGCCAACCGCCCUGACGGCAACACGCCCAUGGAAGAAAUUGUGAGAGCCAUGACCCAUGUGAUAAACCAGGGAAUGUCCAUGUACUGGGGCACCUCAAGAUGGAGUGCCAUGGAGAUUAUGGAGGCAUACUCAGUAGCUAGGCAGUUCAACCAAAUCCCCCCAGUGUGCGAGCAGGCAGAGUAUCACUUCUUCCAAAGGGACAAGGUGGAGACGCAACUACCCGAGCUCUACCACAAGAUCGGUGUGGGUGUGGUUUCCUGGUCUCCUCUGGCCUGUGGAAUUAUCACAGGGAAGUAUGAGAAUGGGGUUCCGGAAUCCUCCAGAGCAUCCAUGAAGUCGUACCAGUGGCUGAAUGAUAAAAUCCUGAGCGAGGAUGGGAGGAAACAGCAGGCCAAGCUGAAGGAGCUGGGGCACAUCGCCGAGAAGCUAGGCUGCACCCUGCCUCAGCUAGCUGUUGCCUGGUGCCUACGCAAUGAAGGAGUGAGCUCAGUUCUUCUGGGAACAUCCAACCCUGCACAGCUAACAGAAAACCUGGGGGCAAUUGGGGUCCUGACAAAGAUCACCACAAACAUAGCCUCUGAUGUCGACCACAUUCUCGGAAACAAACCCCACAGCAAGAAGGACUACCAUCACUCGGGGUAGACACCCUCGGAUAGGGUGCAGGGAAGCUGCUAGGCCAGGCUGGCUACCGUGACUCUGCUCCUGUGUGUGUGUGUGUGUGUGUAUGCGCAUAAGUGUGUGUGCGUGUGUGUGUGUAUGUGUCCUGCUGCUCUCCGCGUCCAGAACUGCAGUUGCCUCCGAGAACAGAUCCGGCCCCAAUCUGGCUCAAGACUGGCAGAAUGCAAGCCACGUCAGGGCCAGAACUGUUACAGAGCCAGCUGCUGUCAGUUGUGGUGCUCAGCUGUGUUAACAGAGCUCCUCUAAAAUGCUAUGCAUGCUUCUGGUAGACCAAACAUCCUAUCCUCUCAGACUCUGAACUAAUGACUGUAAAAAAAACAUGGACAGCAUGGUGUCAUGCACGUACAUUCUGAAGAAAUUAAGCCAAAAUUGGUCGGUCAUUUUGGCAAAAUUGGAGCCUUAGUGUGUGUGUGCUUUUUGGAGCCAGAGCAUGCGUAGUAAACAAAGAAAUCAGCCAGGUCCGCCCAGAAUUAACCAUAUUUGGGUAAAUCUCUCGCCAUUUUUUAAUUCCCUCCAGUGGCUUCGCUUUUGACUGAGCGUAUGCUGUCCAUUGUUUUUACGGUCAUUGCUCUGAACAUCAAGCUAGUAACAAGUACGUACACAUGUUGCAACAUCACAUUCAGGGUUUCCAACUUUCAGGGCUGUUUGGUGUUUGACAGAGUGGGCCCUCUGAAUUCUCAGCAUGAGUGGAGGCAUGACGAGUGGAGAAAUUGCUUGAAAAUGUAAAUCUUGCGUCAAAACCCGUGCUAGUUGGCAACUCUGAUAACCGUAUUUUACUCAGAUGUGCCGUUUACUGUCUGUCAUCCAUAAUAGCCAAAGUGAACCCUCUCUCUGGAACUAUGGACUCUUUCCAUUUCUCUUAAAUAAAGAAAGCACUCCUUAGCAGCUGUGAAUUUUGGAGAAAAAAGAUUGACAUAUUGUCUGAGUUGUUUACAAAUAAAUGGCAAAAACAAGACAAUUCCCUCCUUAGAGAACUAGUCUUAUUCAAUGCCAUCACUACCAAAUUCCCUUGACUCCAUUACUGUUAAGUGUCAAGUCUUUUCCUGAGACUGUAUGCUCUGCGCUGUCUUUAUGAAACCGGUUCAGUUUGCUGAGAAUUAGCUAAGAAUGACUAUGAUGUCAUGUUAGCUUUUCUGCACUUCUGAACCUAAUCGCAAAGCACAAAAUCUUUUGAUCCUGAAGGUCAAAGGAUCAAGUACCUGUGCAUGUGUUUUGCUUGGAGGCUUUGCCUCCACUGCAUAAAUUGCUAUAUUGUUUACAAUACUGUAAAAUGGUAUUACGAUGAUGACAGUAUGUAGUGAUCUGUGUCAUUUGUUUUUAACAAUAAAAACAAAUUUUCCUCGA
Clupea harengus (Atlantic herring) is the source of this 2261-nucleotide messenger RNA. RefSeq names its product voltage-gated potassium channel subunit beta-1-like (gene kcnab1b). The transcript has 9 exons. The annotation marks the transcript as partial. Gene Ontology annotation, molecular function: voltage-gated potassium channel activity; potassium channel regulator activity; transmembrane transporter binding. The record is from RefSeq and is a predicted model, not a curated record. Gene Ontology annotation, cellular component: voltage-gated potassium channel complex; cytoplasm; membrane. Gene Ontology annotation, biological process: transmembrane transport; regulation of potassium ion transmembrane transport; potassium ion transport. Lineage: Eukaryota; Metazoa; Chordata; Actinopteri; Clupeiformes; Clupeidae.